Messenger RNA from Tripterygium wilfordii, 1039 nucleotides. RefSeq names its product biogenesis of lysosome-related organelles complex 1 subunit 1. Lineage: Eukaryota; Viridiplantae; Streptophyta; Magnoliopsida; Celastrales; Celastraceae. The transcript is spliced from 5 exons. The record is from RefSeq and is a predicted model, not a curated record. Gene Ontology annotation, biological process: endosomal transport. Bases 154 to 588 code for a protein of 144 amino acids. Gene Ontology annotation, cellular component: BLOC-1 complex.
CAAUUUACAUUGUUUACAACAUAUGCUACAAUAAUUGCUGCGAUAUAUGCUACCCACCCGGCCACCAUACGUACCCUUAAUAAAGUUUGGGUGCAUUUAGAUCCGAUCGUGACGAAUAAACCACACGAGAAAGAUCUGUUCCGAGCGACCGAAAUGUACUCGCCGUCGAUGCCACUGCCCGCAUCGGAGAUAGUGAAAUUCCGAACGGAAACACCCAGAGACCUCGAAGCUUCUUUACUCCAGCUCCUCCACGAACAUCACUACUCAUCUUUCCGCCUCCGGGACCAAGCCGAGAGAGCGAAGAAUGAGGCGAUCAAGAACGCGGGGCGUGUGGCGGAUCUGCUGGUGGAUGCAGUGAACGGAGGAGUGCAAGAGUCUUUCGUCAACGAGAAGCGAAUCGAGCUCGAGAUUCGUGCAUUAGCCGCCACAGUUACGCGGUUCAUUAAGCAGACUGAUCAGUGGCUCGCUGCCUCUCACUCCAUCAACACUGCUGUUAAGGAAAUUGGAGACUUUGAGAACUGGAUGAAGACAAUGGAAUUUGAUUGUAGAAGUAUCAAUGCGGCAAUACGCAACAUACACCAAGAAUGAUCUCAAUGAAUAACGACGGAGUCUCGGGCAGAAACAGCUAGAAUAUCCGCACAGGAAACAACUCCAGGACAGAGAGACUCCAGCUGAGAUUUAAUGGUGUCGAUGACAUCAAAACCGCGCAAAGAAUCAGCAUUUGGGCCAGCUUCCUUCUCCCCAGUGAAGUUUGAAGUGUCAUCCAAUAAGACAGAUGCAUCACAUCCCUGCAUGAACCAGGUAUAUAGACAAAACUUAUUAGUUUAUAAUUGCCAGUUACUGUGAAACACACAUACUUUUUACUCUGCUUUAGUAGGUUCAGUCUGUAAUUUUAGCAAGUAAUUCACUGAACUCAUGAAUUGAACAAGCCCCAUGGAUGAAUUAUUUUUGUGAUUUGAAUUUUGAUUUUCAUAGUUCAGUGGAGCAGCUUUGUCGUUGUGCUAUUAAAUGUGGAGGGAUUGUGAUUAUUAUUGUCUAA